GAAAUCUAUCUCUUCCACGUAACAUGAAAUUACGGUUUAGUCCUUCCAGUCCUGAGUCCACGCGUUAAAAAGGAAUUUCACGCUUCUUGGUCUUCACGCACACAAUUCCCCUUCUCUCUCUCAUUUGGGGCAAAAGCCAUUAAUAAAGGGUAUCAAAAAUGACAAUUAGGGUUUUUCUGGUCCUCGCGCUGCUCAUUUUCUCGUCAUCACUUCUGCAAGUUGCAAGAUGUGAUCCAGAUUCUGAUAAUGAAGCUGUUGAAUCAGCUGAGGAUGCCGGGGAUCUGGGGAUUGUUGGUGAGGAUGUUCAAGAUUUUGGUAGUGGGAGUUUUAGUCCAGCUCCGGAGGUGGAAACUGUUUGCGUUUUCCCUAAGAAUCCCUCAAAAGCUGUUGUAGCUGGUGAAGAAAGUGAACUUCUUGUUGGAAUUAAAAACGAUGGGGAAUCAACUAUUAAUGUCAUUGCCAUACAGGCUAGUGUUCAUCUCCCUUACCAACAUCGCUACUUGCUCCAGAAUCUUUCUACGCAGACUUUUAACAAUGCAUCGGUUCCCCCGUCAGCUCAAGCAACUUACCCUUAUAUAUAUGGCGUAAGCAAGUUCUUACAAUCUGGUGAGUAUGAUCUUGUGGGAACUAUUGUUUAUGAGAUCGGCCAACAGCCUUACCAGAGUACAUUCUACAAUGGGACAAUUGAAGUGACUGAGCCAGGCGGCAUGUUCAGUGUUGAAUCAGUGUUCUUGUUUUGCCUUGGAAUAGCCCUUCUUGGACUUCUUGGAUUUUGGAUACGCGGCCAAAUUCAACAACUAUCCAAGAAAACUAAGAGGGCACCGAAGGUGGAAGUUGGAACUGGAACAACUGAUGCCUCGAUGGAUGAGUGGUUGCAGGGAACUGCAUAUGCUCAAUCUAACUCGAACAAAUCGAAGAAGAAGAAGUAGACGCGCACUUCCAACCAGUCCGCUAUGGGUGGCAUAUACCGGAGGAGGUGUGCAGCAGCGGUUUGGAGAGACAGGCUCAAAAUGUACGAGGAAGGUGUAAAGAUUAAGUAGUUUUAUGAAGAAAUGGCUAUGAAAGUUACCUGCCUCACUGUUGUAGCAUGAGGAAGACAGUUUUAUGUUUUUCUCUUUGUUAGAUACAAUUCUGGAAUUUGAGCCAAACCAACUGAGUUGACUUCGCGAAGCUGAAUUUUUUGUAAAAUUAUGAGAUUUUGUUAGACUAUGGUUUUUCUGUCUUUUAA
Molecule: messenger RNA, 1228 nt
Organism: Salvia miltiorrhiza (redroot sage)
Lineage: Eukaryota; Viridiplantae; Streptophyta; Magnoliopsida; Lamiales; Lamiaceae
Product: translocon-associated protein subunit alpha
Exons: 8
Coding region: 159-929 (256 amino acids)
Cellular component (GO): endoplasmic reticulum; endoplasmic reticulum membrane
Source: RefSeq, a predicted model, not a curated record